AUGGUGGGGACGCUCGGGCCGUCGUCCAGCGGGAAGUACAACAUCCACCACCGUCGGUGGAUCCCGGCAUCCCUGCUGUCGUACAGGACGCUGUUCAUCGCAUUAUGGAUCGUGGGGUUCUCUUCCGUUGCGAUCUGGCAGCGGAGGUCCGCGGAGAUUGUGUGGAGCUCCCGGCGGGGGCCGCCGAAGCCGGCGCCGCUCCUACGGCCGCGGGCAUUCAACCUGACGGAUUUCGGUGCGGUCGGGGACGGGGUGACUCUCAACACGGUGGCGUUUGAAAAGGCGGUGGCGGCGAUAUCACGGCUACGACGAAGCGGGGGAGGUCAGCUCAAUGUGCCGGCCGGCGUGUGGCUGACCGGUCCCUUUAAUCUCACCAGUCACAUGACCCUUUUCCUCGAGGAAGGGGCUGUGAUCCUCGGAGCAGACGUGAGAUUAGUCUUCUUCCGUUGCUUACGCUGCUAUUCUCUUUUCUAUUAGGACGCAGUCUCUCUGCAUACUCUUGGGUUAGAAUUCGUAUGCUAACCAUGAUAGUUUUAUUUCCGUAGGAAAGAUGACGGCUCGUCCUUCAUUGACAACUCCAACCGCAUGCAUUUUUCACGAACAUUGCUUUUAAUUAUCAACCUCCUUGCAUCGAAGUGUAUGCACGAGAGUUGAGCAAAAUGCUAUGUUCAGUUAUUUCGAGAUUGGAUAAUUGACUGAACCCGAUUACACAUUUCUCUCUAGAGGUGGAUAACUCCGGGUCCGUGAUUGAUUUCCGAAAACUUCCUUCAAUAGUCCUAGUCAAGCACUUGUUGACUUAUAUGUUCUGUUCGUUCGAACAUUGUUGGAUCGUUUUUAUCUAUUUCUCCUAGCGAAUACAUUUUGUAUCAGUAACAUGUUAAUACAUUUGUCUCCUAGCGACUACACAUUUUUCUCCUUCAGUAGUCCUAGUCAAUUACUUGUUGAGUUAUCUAUCUGUUCUGUUCGUUCGAGUAUUGUUGGAUCGUUUUUCUCUAUUCUCCUAGCGAAUACAUUUUGUAUCAAUGCCAUGGAUGUCCUUGUUUAUUUACAACGUGCAAGAAUAUGAUCAUAAGUUACAUAUAAUUAUUUAUAACCUUCAGCUGACAUAAUUUGUCUGUGCGUGUGGGCUAUUGGAUGCAUGAAAAUACUUUUCAGGAAUCUUCCCAUCUGCUCUCUCGAUGGAUAAGGGACAUUUAGGCAUGUUUUCUGGUUCUCAUCUAUCAUUUUGAUUUUAGGAAUCCAUUUGAGGCCUUGCUACGCAUUGUCAUUGGAGGGAUAAUUUUUUCUGGUAUAUGGAUCGAGUUGCAAGGAGUCCACUUUCCAAAUCUUUUGCCUUCAUUCCUGAGUGUUAGCCUUUGCAACGAGCCAACUUUCAACAAAUUGUAUCCUUUGACACCAGAGAAAGCUGGCAAAACAUCAUGCCACAUUUUUUGGUUUCAGAAUUCAAUGCAAAAAGCAGUUACCUAGAGGUCACAAGGAUUGACUAAUAUUACAGUCAGGAGCUUCUCUCACUGUUUUCAAGUUGGUCAUUAAAUUUUGGUCAUUAAAUUCUUCACGAAACGCAAUCUGAGAUGAUUUUUUUCCGUUAAUGAAGUGUUAAUUUUGGGUUAUUUUCCUUCUGUUGUGAGACAAUUAUCAAACACGCUUUUUCUUGCCGUGCAUCUCAUCUUGCUGUCCAAAAUCUAUAAUAAUAAGUACGUCAGCGAGUGUUACUUAAAGUUCAUUUACAUCGUGUUCCACGGUCUUUUGAAUUUGUGGACACUUUGAAAGUGCAUGAAAACUGUGGUUAGUGCUGCAUAGAAAUAGCUGGUGAAAUGUAGCCUUGCCCAUUCAAAUCUAAUGUGGCAUUCCUUUUGACAGGACGAAAAGCUGUGGCCACUGAUGCCCCCGUUGCCUUCAUAUGGAUAUGGACGAGAGCACAAGGGACCUAGAUAUGGGAGUCUGAUUCACGGUCAAAACCUCAGGGAUGUUGUUUUAACAGGUAAGUACAGCAGCUCGUCAUUAAUUUUCAACUCUAUAAUAUAUUUAUUUGCAUGGAUACCUCUCCUCCUCACUGAUGACCAUAUAGAAAGGCACUGUUAAACACCACCAUCUAUAGAACAGAGGAGAGCACACUUUUUUUAUCGCUCUAGAAUUCCUUCAAAUUCAUCAGUGGGAAUUGAAAUUAAGUGCCUCUUUGACUGGAUGUUAUAUCGAUCUUAUUUCCUUCUCUUCUGCAGGCCACAAUGGUACUAUCGAUGGUCAUGGUGAAAAGUGGUGGAAAAAAUUUCGGCAGAAAAAACUUCAUCACACCAGGGGUCCUCUCGUGCAGAUUAUGUGGUCCAGAGACAUAGUCAUUUCAAAUAUUACUCUACGCAACUCUCCUUUCUGGACAAUUCAUCCCUACGAUUGCAAGAAUGUAUCUAUCUUGGGGGUUACCAUCUUAGCCCCUGUAUCUAAUGCGCCUAACACUGAUGGGAUAGAUCCAGGUAUAUUAGCAAUUCGCACAUUGACUUCAAGCUUUUGUACUGUUGCUGUAGUUGCUGCUCUGGCACUUGCUACUCAUUUGCUCAUUUUUUACUUUUCGUUAUACUACUUAUUUCACUGACUUGAUUUUGUGGGGAAAAUAAUGGCUAAAUUAAACCACCCGCUGCCUCAAUGAACCAUAAUCAAUCAUCAACAAAAAAGUUUUAUUGUCUUUGUAUCCCCAUGCUUUUCCCGCUUUAUGUUAAUGUUAAGACACUAUGAACAUUGUGGCAUUUGAUGCAUGCGAAAACACCUAUUUAUGAACAUUCUGACAUUAUAGCCAUGCCAUCUCCAAUUAUUUAUGUUUAUUUAUCCUAAAAAAUACCGUGGCAGAUUCUUGCCAAGAUGUGAUCAUAGAAGAUUGUUACAUAUGCGUGGGAGAUGAUGGAAUAGCAAUCAAGAGCGGGUGGGACCAGUACGGCAUUGCAUAUAAGCGACCAUCUACCAACAUUUUGAUACGCAAUGUUGUCCUUCGGUCUACAGUGAGGUGAGUUCUUCCUCUAUUUGCCACUUUUUAUUUUUUGUUCUAAAAAUAGUUCAUCGUGCCUUUUAGCAUUUAUAUUCUUGUAAUCACUAUUAAUAGACAUGCCCGAAAUAUUUGAAGUCAUGCAUUCCCCACAUCUGCAUGCUUUCCCAUCUUCUUCAAAAGCUUUAGUAUAUAUUUAAGGCAAAAACUUUUACCCCAAAGGGAAUAGUUGCCAAAUUAAUCUGCGGAGUUCGUUCUGCAGUGAUCGAUUUCCACCAAAAGACCUGAUUCGUGAACGUGGGGGUUCUGGCCUCUUCUGAAGACCCCGCAGGGGUUGCAGAUGGGCUGGCACGAACAUGCUCUGUCGAAUUUCCAUGACUAUGAAACUUCCGUGAUGAUGAUGAUGAUGAUGAUGGUCGUCGUCGUCAUCAUCAUCAUCAUUAUUGUUAUUAUAGUCCUGAAGAUUGAAGUCAGAUGUAUCGAGAACUUUGUGUUUUCUCAUACUCUGCCAAAUUUCCACGAAUGCACAGCUUCUAUCAUCAUCAUCAUCAUCAUCAUAUUAUUAUCAUCGUCAUUGUUCUUAUUAUUAUUGUAAUUAUUAAACAGAUUUUUAUAGAUCAGAUCGCAUUGAGCGCCUUUCGUUUUCUGAUAUUCUCUGCUAAAUUUUCAUGAAUGUGAAGCGUACUCGAUCAUCAUCUGCCUACUCGUCAGCAUUAUCAUUACUAUAGGGUUGAGAUCGAGUGCCAUGGGCCUUCUAGAGUACCAUGACGAAUUGGCAUGCGUCUGAAACUUCCCUGCUCGUCAUCAUCAUCGUCAUCACCAUAAAAAGAUGUGUCCUCUUGCUGACAUUCUCUGGGCAAUUUGCAUGAAUGCGGAACCCCUACGACAUCAUAAAUCUUCAUUGUCAUCAUCAUCAUGAUUAUUAUUAUUAUCAUCAUCAUCGUCGUCGUCAUCGUCGUCAUAAAUCCUGAGGAGCUGAGAUUUGGUGGAAUUUGGAAAGUUGACUGGCGUAUUGAUUGCAGCGCGGGGAUAUCGAUCGGGAGCGAGAUGUCGGGGGGGGUGUCGAACGUGACGGUGGAGAAUGUGCUGGUGUGGGACUCUCGGCGCGGGGUGCGGAUCAAGACGGCCCCCGGGCGCGGCGGGUACGUGCGCAACAUCACCUACCGCGGCAUCGUCUUCCACAACCUCCGCGUGGGGAUCGUCGUGAAGACGGACUACAACGAGCACCCCCCCGACGGCGCGUUCGACCCGCGCGCCGUGCCGGCCGUGGAGAGCAUCACCUUCAGCGGCGUGCACGGCCGCGGCGUGCGCGUCCCCGUGCGCCUGCAGGGCAGCGCCGAGAUUCCCGUGCGGGGGCUCACCUUCCGCGACCUCGCCGUGGGCCUCGCCUACAAGAAGAAGCACGUCUUCCAGUGCGCCUUCGUCCAGGGCCGCGUCCUCGGCGCCGUCUUCCCCGCCCCCUGCGCCAACCUCGACCUCUACGACGAGCGCGGCAACCUCGUCCGCCCCUCCACCACUCCCAACAUCACGGACGUAGACUACGACAUCUAA
Spirodela intermedia is the source of this 4522-nucleotide messenger RNA. Lineage: Eukaryota; Viridiplantae; Streptophyta; Magnoliopsida; Alismatales; Araceae. The record is from the annotation of a GenBank genome assembly.